This is a messenger RNA of Nezara viridula (southern green stink bug), 1242 nucleotides long. The record is from the annotation of a GenBank genome assembly. Lineage: Eukaryota; Metazoa; Arthropoda; Insecta; Hemiptera; Pentatomidae.
AUGGUGGAUGACCCUACAGCGACGAUGAAACCGAUUACAUUUGUUGCCCUACUGCUUCCACUUCUUCUCCUGGCCGUUGGAGUUCCCGCCCAGGAGGAAGAGGAGGAGGAAGAAGAAGAGGGUGAUGAAGAAGACACUGAGCCUCCACCCCCCGAGGGACCCCCAUUGCAGCCUCUGUGCAACCUCGCAACCCUUUAUGGAUAUAAAUGCGAAGAACAUCCUGUGGUGACUAAGGAUGGGUAUAAACUGGAUAUGUACAGACUACCACCAACCAAAGCACCUAGCGGAACAACAGUUUUACUCAAUCACGGCUUGUUCCUCAGUGCCGAGAUAUACGCAAUAUUCAACAACAGCAUAGGUUACCAGCUGGCAGACGAAGGCCAUGACGUGUGGUUAGCGGCAGCAAGAGGUUCGAUACACGGCAGAAACCACACAACUCUCAAUCCGGAAACUGACGACAAAUUUUGGGAUUUUAGUUGGCAAGAAUCUGGAUUGUACGAUGUACCCGCCCAAGUCGAUUAUGUCAUCGAGAAGACGAAAGCGAAACAGAUCCACUACAUUGGCCAUUCAAUAGGAACCACAAUCUUCUUCCUCAUUGCAAGCAAGGUUCCAGAAACAGCAAGUAAGCUGAAGACUGUUACUCUUUUAGCUCCUGUAUUUUACUUCACAAAAUACCAAUUCAUGUUUAAAGAGGGUUCUUCGAUGUAUACAAUGGCUUUGGAUACGAUGAAAGGUUUCGACGAAAAGAAGAAAUGGGAGGCUUUCCCACGUUCUGACAUUCCAAAGUCGGACCAUCAAAUCGCUUGCGAAGAUUUGCCAAGCAUGGCUGUAACUUACUGUAAUAUGGGAAUGGAUAUGUCGAAGCAGAAAGUUGGUGAAUUUAUGCCAGCUGGUACAUCAAAGAAAAAUCUUGAACAUCUCAUGCUGUGUAUCAUGAAGGGCAAAGCCACAUUUUUUGACUACGGGGAAGAAAAAAAUACUAAGGCGUAUGGACAGGCAACUGCUCCAGAGAUCGAUUUGAAGGCUAUCAAGAAUAAUCUUCAUGUUUUUUAUUGUGAAAGCGAUCAUUUGGCAGCAACUCAGGAUGUCGACGUUCUCCUCAAGGAAAUUAAAGUGGAAACAAAACAUUACAUAGAAGAUGAGAACUUCAACCACAUGGAUUUCAUCAUUCCGACAUCACAAGAAAAUGAAAACAAUUUUAAAGGAGUUGUUCAAAAAAUAAAAGAAAUUUUAACUAAAUAA